AUGGCGGCCUGCUGCGAUGGUGAUGAUGAUGAUGAACAAAUUAACAAGACUGACAAGAAACCACUGCUCAGCUGUGAUAUUUGCGGUAAUAUGUAUAAACAACGCAAAUCGUUACGGAAACAUCUCUACACUCACUCUACGGAGAAAAUGUUAAAUCCGGAUAAAAGCAAAGCAUUGAAGCAGUGUGAAAUUUGUGGAAAGUCAGUUUCCAGUAACGGCUAUUCGAGGCACAAAAAAUCCCACAACGAGGAACGCUCAUUUGAGUGUGAGAUAUGCAGCAAAACCUUUGUCAGAAUCGGCAAUUUGCAGAUGCACAAGAUGAUUCAUCUGAGGGAAAAACGAUUCAAUUGUGACACAUGUGACAAAGUGUUUUUAAAAUUGGCUCAUUUGGCCCGACAUACAAAAACGCACAAUCCGAGCAAACCAUUCAUGUGUGACAUAUGUGAUAAAGGUUAUUCCAGAAAGGAACAUAUGGCCCGCCAUUUUAAAACGCACACUGGGGAAAAACAAUUCGAAUGCGAAAUAUGUCAACAAAAAUUUUUCAGAAAGGAACAUUUAGUCCGACAUGCAAAAUUGCACGAUCCGACACGCCACCAAAGUGAUGAGCGACCAUUUUCGUGCGACAUCUGUGGUGUAUCGUAUAACUUAGCUGCUACUCUAACUUAUCACAAGAAGAUGCACACGAAUAUCGAGGAAAAACCCUUUAAGUGUAAUAUAUGCCAUGCAAAAUAUACCACCGAGGACGAUUUAAAGUCUCACAUGAAGGUACACUCCGAUCAGCGAUGUUCCAAGUGUGGAACGCAAUUUACCUCCCGUAAAGAUCUUGAAGAGCACCUGUGCAAGGAGCGACCAUUCAAAUGUACGACGUGUGAAAAGGUGUUCACAUCGGCCAAAAAUCUUCGAAGUCACCGGUACAAUGUACACAGAGAAAACGUACCGUAUCACUGCUGUUCGAUCUGUGAUCGAACCUUCCGGUGGCCAGGUGCUCUUGCUAAACAUAUAAAACAGCACGUCGGUGAACCGGCCGUUAAAGGGAGAAUUGUGCGGCGCUCCGGAAGGGGCCAGAAGGUGCACCAGCAACAACAGCAGAAAUGA
Sabethes cyaneus is the source of this 1095-nucleotide messenger RNA. RefSeq names its product gastrula zinc finger protein XlCGF17.1-like. The record is from RefSeq and is a predicted model, not a curated record. Bases 1 to 1095 code for a protein of 364 amino acids. Gene Ontology annotation, biological process: regulation of transcription by RNA polymerase II. The transcript has a single exon. NCBI's taxonomy places the organism in Eukaryota, Metazoa, Arthropoda, Insecta, Diptera, Culicidae. Gene Ontology annotation, molecular function: DNA-binding transcription factor activity; RNA polymerase II cis-regulatory region sequence-specific DNA binding.